UCUUGCUUUCAUGGUAUCAGAGCACCAGUAAUACGCAUCUAUGGCUCCUGAUGAUUCUUUUUCUUCCGCUCCUCUUUCUAUUUCUCAAGUUGUGACUCUUAAACUUACAGAGUCCAACUAUCUUCAAUGGAAAACUCAAUUCGAGUCUUUUCUCUUGCCUCAAAUGCUUCUUGGUUAUGUUAAUGGCUCUCUCCCCCGACCAGCAUCCACUCGUUCUGUAACUGGUGCUGAAGGAACUACGGAAGAGCCUAAUCCGGAGUUUCUGAAGUGGAUUCGCCAUGACCAACUCGUUAUGGCUUGGAUCUUGGGUUCACUCUCUGAAACAGCUAUCCGCGUUGUCUAUGGACUCCAAUCUUCUCAAGAGGUAUGGUCUGCUCUUGCUAAAAAGUUCAAUAGGGUCUCUACCACUAGGAAGUUCGAACUGCAAAAUAAGUUACGUGCUUGCCUCAAGUCUGGUAGACCUAUGGAAGAUUAUCUCAAUGAGCUUAAGCAAGUUUUUGACCAACUAGACUCAAUCGGGUUCCCCAUGACCGAUUUGGAAAAGAUACAUGGCUUACUGUUUGGUCUAGGCAAGGAAUAUGAGAUUGUUGCCACAAUGAUUGAGCACUCCAUGGAUUCACUUCCUCCUCCGUGCUAUGAAGAUGUUGUUUUUAAGGUGAUUGCUUUUGAUGACAAGCUAAAAACGUACUCUGCUGUCCCUGCUGUUACACCACAUCUCGCCUUCCAAACUGAAAAGACCUACUAUGAUCAAGGAUGUUCAAACAAUCGUGGAGGUCGUUCUGGUGGAGGCUACAGAGGCAGAGGAAACUACUCCACCAGAGGUCGUGGCUUUCAGCAACAUGGUAAUGGACAAAGCAGUCAGAACAAAGGCAAUGGAGCUUCAAGACCUACCUGUCAAAUCUGUGGGAAAUAUGGACACAACGCUUUUGACUGCUACAAUCGAUACAAUGAAGCGUUAACUAAGCCUGAGCUACCGACUGCCUUGGCUGCAAUGCGAAUCUCUGAUGGUGAUCAACACUCGGGUACUGAGUGGUUGCCAGAUAGUGGAUCCACUGCUCACAUCACCAACUCAACUGCUAAUCUGCAACACGCUCAAACCUAUCAAGGUAAUGAUGCAGUGAUGGUUGGUAAUGGUGAGUUCCUGCCUAUUAUUCACAUCGGUUCAGUUCCAUUGCAAACUUUGUCAGGACAAGCAUACCAAGCAGCUCCUCACAACCGGAAACAGGAAUAGAGAUCAUUAUGUGUUGGAAAAUCCUGCUUUUACAGCCUUCUACUCUAUGAGACAACUGGCUACUAGCGAUGAUGUCUGGCACAAACGGUUGGGGCAUCCAAGUGCAGAGAUUCUCCAACACCUCUCAUCCACUGCAUCAAUUUCAAUCAAUAAACGCACCAACAAGAUCUGUGAGUCGUGCAGACUUGGCAAGAGUGCUCAGCUCCCUUUUUCUUCUUCCACUUUUGUAGUUACUAAGCCUCUUGAGAGGUUACACUGUGAUCUGUGGGGUCCUGCUCCAGUCACAUCUACUCAAGGCUUUAGAUACUAUGUUAUCUUUGUUGACAACUUCUCUCGUUAUUGUUGGUUUUAUCCCUUGAAGAAUAAAUCAGACUUUCACUCAGUUUUCUUGCUUUUCCAAAGUCUUGUUGAG
Molecule: messenger RNA, 1643 nt
Organism: Camelina sativa (false flax)
Lineage: Eukaryota; Viridiplantae; Streptophyta; Magnoliopsida; Brassicales; Brassicaceae
Source: RefSeq, a predicted model, not a curated record